Molecule: messenger RNA, 2216 nt
Organism: Cottoperca gobio
Lineage: Eukaryota; Metazoa; Chordata; Actinopteri; Perciformes; Bovichtidae
Gene: chek1
Product: checkpoint kinase 1
Exons: 14
Coding region: 540-1916 (458 amino acids)
Biological process (GO): DNA damage checkpoint signaling; protein phosphorylation
Cellular component (GO): cytoplasm
Molecular function (GO): protein serine/threonine kinase activity; ATP binding
Source: RefSeq, a predicted model, not a curated record
UAUUACUUAGAUAACAAAUGUGGAUGUUUUGGCAUUUUAUAUUUAUUAGUAUUAAUUAAUAUUUAUUAAUUGUGUAUUACAUUAUGCGCACCUAUGAGUCACAGUUGCAUGAUGUAUUAUAUGAUGAGUAUACAUUAUGAUUUUAAUUUCAAAAGGAACAGUAAAAAUGCAAGUCAGGAUUCGAGGUUUUAAUUUCUUUUUAAAGAAUAUUUUUAUAUGUAGAAGUAUCAGAGACUGCAUAACAUAGGGAGGGAGGCUAUCUGGAAAAAGGUGAUUUUUUUAAGUGUUUGGCAGCAGGAGGCGGUAAUGCAGCACGCAAACAACGAGUGGCUCGACUAAGAAGAAGAGGAAGAAGAAGAAGAAGAAGAAGAAGGAGAAGCGGAAGUGACGAAGUUAUCGCAAGUAAAACAACAACGCGCCAAAUUUGUGCAAAAUUCACUGUUGUCACUUCCUCAGACACAUGGAAAAGUUUCUCUAAUCUUUGCGAAUAUAUUUGGGAAACGCUGCCGGCUUCGCAGGUGACUGCUUCUGUUUUUAGCAUGGCUGUGCCUUUUGUGCAAGACUGGGACCUUGUACAGACUCUGGGAGAAGGAGCCUAUGGAGAAGUGAGGUUGCUGGUGAACAGACAGACCGAGGAGGCGGUAGCAGUGAAGGUGAUCGAUACCUCGCAGGCUAAAGAGUGCGCUGAAAAUGUCAAGAAGGAGGUCUGCGUCCAUAAGAUGCUCAACCAUGCCAACAUCGUACGUUUUUUUGGACAUCGGAAGGAAGGUACUACCAUGUAUCUCUUCCUGGAGUACUGCACCGGAGGAGAGCUGUUCGACCGAAUCGAGCCUGAUGUGGGGAUGGCGGAGAAAGAUGCUCAUCGAUUUUUCCUGCAGCUAGUAGCGGCUGUGGAAUACCUCCACGGUUCUGGAAUCACUCACAGAGACAUAAAGCCAGAGAAUAUUUUGCUGGAUGACAAAGAUAACCUGAAGCUGACAGACUUUGGCCUAGCCACCAUGUUUCGUUUCAGAGGACGAGAGCGUCUUCUGAGUCGACUCUGUGGGACUCUUCCUUACGUGGCUCCGGAGCUUCUCGGCCAAACAGAGUACAAAGCUCAGCCUGCAGAUAUCUGGGCUUGUGGUAUUGUCCUCACUGCCAUGCUGGCUGGAGAGUUGCCGUGGGAUCAGCCCACUGACAGCUGCCAAGAGUAUUCAGACUGGCUUCAAAAGAAAACGUACCUACCUCCUUGGAAGAAAAUACAACCAAUGCCUCUUAGUUUGUUGUCCAAAUUACUGCUGGCCAGUCCAAAUACACGCAUCACGAUCGCAGACAUACAGAAAGACCGCUGGUUUACUCAAGAUGUAAAGCAAACACCUCUGGGCUCAGGAGGAAACAAACUUCUUCGAUCAGAAGGACUCAUAUCCCGGGCCAAUAGUGAUGACAGGAUGCAGUUUUCCAGCUCUCAACCUGAUUUUGCGGCAGGUGGCUGGGAAGCCAUGUUGAUAAUCGGCCAAAGCGAAGGCCAAGUCAGCUUCUCUCAGCCGACCAAGCCGGAGCACAUGUUGCUGGGUAGUCAGCUGCUGGCCACACCAGGAGCCAGUCAGUCGCAGUGGCAGAGAUUAGUGCGGAGAAUGACACGUUUCUUCACAACCGUGAAUGCAGACAUCUCCUUAUCUGCCCUGAAAGACGCCUGUGACGACCUGUCACUCAGCUUCAAACUCACCUGCACCAAACAGGUGACGGUGAGCACACUGGACAAACGAAAUAACAAACUCAUCUUCAAAGUCCACUUGCUAGAGAUGAAUCAGAAAGUGCUUCUGGACUUCAGACUGUCUAAGGGUGACGGUCUGGAGUUCAAGCGUCUCUUUGUGAAAAUAAAACAGAAGCUGGGAGACAUCAUCAGCACCCAGAAGAUUUUACCCCCAAUCACAUGAGCAGCCUCUACAAACAAGUGCACACUGCUAUGGACAUUGGAGGGAGAACCUGUAUAUAUUUAGCUGUUCUAAUGAUAUUUUAAUUGUAUCCUGCUGUGACUCUUUUUUUCGUGUACUUCUGUCCUUGUGAGAAUUGGUUAAAUCCUCACUUCCAAAAACAAAACAAAAGUGUUUUUGUUAGGUUUAGUGUUAGAAAGUGAUGAUUGUCAAAGGUAGGUACACAGGGAUUCCAGAAAGUGUGUGUUAUUUGUUCUGAUUAUGUUUGACAUGAUAAAAUAAAUAAAAUUACUAUAAGACCAA